Molecule: messenger RNA, 2029 nt
Organism: Zonotrichia leucophrys gambelii
Lineage: Eukaryota; Metazoa; Chordata; Aves; Passeriformes; Passerellidae
Product: activator of 90 kDa heat shock protein ATPase homolog 2-like
Exons: 9
Coding region: 136-1149 (337 amino acids)
Biological process (GO): positive regulation of ATP-dependent activity; protein folding
Cellular component (GO): cytosol
Molecular function (GO): ATPase activator activity; protein-folding chaperone binding
Source: RefSeq, a predicted model, not a curated record
GGGCAGGGCCGGGCCUCGCCUUCCUCCUCCUCCUCCUCCGGCGGGGCGGGGAAGUUUCUGGCACCUUCUGGCGGUGGCGGCGGAAGCGGCCGCGGGCAGCGGGGGGAGCGGCGGAGGCGGCGCCGCGGCAGCGCCAUGGCCAAGUGGGGCCAGGGGGACCCGCGCUGGAUCGUGGAGGAGCGGGCGGACGCCACCAACGUGAACAACUGGCACUGGACGGAGCGGGACGCGACCAGCUGGUCCAAGAGGAAGCUGAAGGAGGUGCUGGAGGGGCUGGUGGUGGAGGGCGAGGCCGGGCGCUGCGAGAUCGGCGACCUCAAACACGUGGAGGGCGAAGCGUCCUGCAACAGCCGCAAGGGGAAGCUCAUCUUCUUCUACGAGUGGAACCUGCGCCUCAGCUGGAAAGGUACAGUGAAAGAGUCUGGUGAGAAACAUAAGGGAUCUGUUGAAAUUCCUAACCUGUCAGAAGAAAAUGAGGUAGAUGAUACAGAGAUAAAUGUUAGCAAGAAGAAAGGGGAAGGUGAUGUGCUGAAGGAGCUGAUGAGAACUGAAGGAACCACCAAAGUCAGAGAGGCCCUGAGGGACUACCUGAAAGCACUUAAAACAGAGUUCACCUUGGGAAUGAUCCUGCCCACAAAAGCCGCUGUAGGUCAGGAGCUGGCCACGGAGCGCAAAGCAGGCGGGAGCCCUGUGCAGGACUCUGUUACACCACAGGCUCUGGAUAUGGUGGGAGUAAAAAUUCCAACAGUGAGGAUACACAUGAGGGAAGUCUUCAACUCUCCAGCUGAUGAACUGUACAGCAUCUUCACAAAGAAGGAAUUGGUACAGAAAUUCUCCAAGUGCCCAGCUGUGAUUGAAGCAGAGAAAGGAGGCAAACUCCAGAUGUUUGAGGGCUGUGUCAGUGGUGAAUACACAGAACUGGUGCCGAGCCAAAGGCUGGUGCUGAAGUGGCGGUGUAGGAGCUGGCCUGAGGAACAUUAUGCAACUGUGGCCUUGACCUUCCAGGACCUGGCGGCUCAGUCGGAGCUGGAGCUGGAGUGCAAAGGGGUUCCUGUCUCCCACGAAGAGAGUACAAGACAAUGCUGGAAGAAGCAAUAUUUUGAAGAAAUACAUCUUUUACUGCAGCAAUCAAAAGACAGCAUGGAAUGAUAACAGCACUGUAGUUUUGUUAGGGCAUUACUUUUUAUACUUUGUUAACAUUUGGUUUUCUAAAAAAAGAAAAAAUAUAAUUUAUUUGUGGGAAGAAUAAAGACCCACUUCUAUGAGACUGUACAUAGUUUAAGCACUAUUUAUGGGUUUUUAGGGAAUGAGAGGCAAGUCAGACUGUGUACAUCAACAGCUUUACCUGGGGACAGUGAUCUCUGUUCUGCUUGCCUGGAACUUGAGAGUGACAAUGAUCCACUUGCACUGAGCCCUGCCUGCAGAGGCAGGAGAGCUACACCAUCAGUAGAAGCAUUUCCAGUUCCUUACUGUUCAGUGUAUCAAGUGGCAGAAUGAAAUCCCUGGAGGAGACGGAGUUCCCAGCAGAGGUGAGCUGCAAGGGAUUACAAAACUGCUGAUCCAUUUCAACAAUUGGGGGUGUCAUUUACAGCCUCUGUGGAAUACUUGCUAGGUGCUUUUAACUGCAGACUGUUUGCAGCUGCAGUGUUAGGGAAGAUAAUUAAUAAUGUCAUGUAAUUAUUAGGCCUGCAUGCACUGUACUCCCUCCCUUGACCUCGGUGUGACAUUUAUUUAGGAAGAAACAAACAGUAGUAGUGCUUUCUUUCUGCAGUUCUGUAAAACCUUCCACUGAAAUGAUUCACAGCCCUCUGCAAUGCUGUACCUCAAAGACAACAACUGUAAAGAGAAUUUUGACAGGAACAGAUUGUAAUUCCUAAUACAACCAUCUUGAGGUGAGCAAGGAUGACUUAGGUCUCAGAUGCUUUAUAAAUAAAGUGUACAAAUGAAAUAUGCAAUCUGAAACAAUCUGACCACAACAGGGCAGGCUGCUUUUGGAAAACAUGCUUGGCUCAAUAAAAAUAUGACUUCA